Amphibalanus amphitrite is the source of this 1612-nucleotide messenger RNA. RefSeq names its product glycine-rich cell wall structural protein 2-like. Lineage: Eukaryota; Metazoa; Arthropoda; Thecostraca; Balanomorpha; Balanidae. The record is from RefSeq and is a predicted model, not a curated record. The coding region runs from base 374 to 1276 and encodes 300 amino acids. The transcript is spliced from 3 exons.
CGAAGGCACCUUCCCAUCCUCCUGCAAGGAGCAGUGAAACGAGCCAGUCUUCCACAAACCCAGCGCCGAGUUAGAGACAUCCUCUACAUCCGAACACACCUGUCAUCAGCGACCUCACCCGUCCCGGCAUCCGCUCGUCGCUCCUGUCAAACCAGCGCCGCGCUGUCGGACAGUUUGACCCGCGCUGACACCGGCACGUGCCGCCCCGUCCGGCCCGUCCCGUCCUGACCAAGGCCACCGCCUGCCGUCGGUAUAGCCGCAUAUUAGCGCAUCACAUUGUGCGCCGCGUAAUUGUCUCGCGUGCCGUGCCGUCCGUGCCUGGGACGUGUCGGGUCAGUCGCUGCGCCAGCGCCGUCCCCUUCAGACCGUCAGGAUGCUGGCGACCAUGCUGGUGGCGACCGCCCUGCUCUCCCUAUCCGUGGGCCACUGGCUCGGCGGCGGAGAGGCCUCCUGGGGCGGCAACGGCAGAGACUGGGGCUCCGGACGGACCGGCGGCGGCUACUGUCGCGACCGACAGGGCUACCUCUACCGCUGCGGAGACACCAGCUGGGGUACCGGCAGUCGCUGGAAUGACUACUACGGCACCGGUGGCUACUACGAGCGGGCCCGCUACGUGGGCCGCGGCCGGGUGCGCUACCGGGGACGAUACGAAGGGGCCGAGCUCAUCUGCGACUUCCGACGAGACGGACGGCUCGGCUACGACGAGAGGAUUGAGAACGUGGUCUGGAAGAAGGUGCGCGACAACUACUACGGCAGCGGCGGCGGCUACUACGGCAACAACGACGGUUACUACGGCAGCAGCGGCGGCGGCAGCGGGGGCUACUAUGGCGGCUGCAGCGGCUCCCGGGGCUGUGGCGGCGGCAGCUACCGGGACGUGGACCGUCACUACCCGGGCGGGUACUACCCGAGCGGCGUGGUGGCCGGCUGGGUCACCACAUCCGGGGACGUCAGCACGCUGACCCUCUCCGACCCGCGGCCCUACGACGCCGGCAGGUACCGCUGCUACGCCCAGGUGCGCGGAUGGUCCAGCUACGGCCGAGGCGAUAUGGUCUACAUGGAGGUGGAUUAUCGCGGUAGCGACAACUGGGGCAGCGGCAGCUGGGGUAGCAGUGGCAGCUGGGGUAGUGGCAGCGGCUGGGGUAGCGGCUGGGGCAGCGGCUGGGGCGGCUGGGGGUACCGGCGCAGCGCUCUCUCCAAGACCGAGCCGGACCGCGUGGUUGACGGAGAUGAAGCGGCGAAGACCAAGACCGAGUCGUCAGACAAGAAGGAGGCCUAGGGGCGGAGGAUGCGGCCCUCAGCGAGUGUUCACUGCUCUCCAGCAGGCUUGGAGAGCAGAACGACCACUGAAUUGUGCGGACAGACCAAUCAGCCUCGCUGUAAACGGAGGAGGGGAGCUUUGUACUUUUAUAUAGCGGCAUUAAAGAGUGCCUUUGCUGCUGCCUUAAAGUGGCGGAGAGGUAUCGAUAUGUUGGGUCAGUCACCGGUGUUCGAUGGUCAAUUAAUGCUGUAAAUAUCUGCCGUCGGUUUUGUGUUCCGAAAAAGUCGCAGAUGACUGUGAGAACAUACGAGAUGCCUGAGGUAGAGGAAUAAAUGCAGUAGAUGAAUAAAAAAU